AUGGCCCAAGUGACACCGUCCGCAGUCCAGGACAUGGCCUUUGGUCGAUCCGGCUUGCCGACCAAUAAGACCUUUAUCACGCUCAAGUAUGUGGAUCCGAAGCAGUAUACCAUCACCGACUAUAAUGUGACAUCGAAUACCUGGUCGCUUCCCAAGCCGGUGACGACGGUUACAGAUAUCUUGACGUAUGGACUGAGACCGGUCGUGGACCCGACUUCGGGGUUGGUGUAUAUUGCAGGGAUAGCGGGGAUGAAUGUCUACAAUCCGACGACGCAGCUGUGGACUGCGCCGACUCCUAUAUCUGGGCUGACGGCGAGGUACUUUGGGUCGGCGAUGUACAACACUGCUAGAAAAACGAUUAUGUAUGUGGGCGGGUACAACUAUGGAGUUGCCCCAUCCCAUUUCGAUCCGGUAGUGGCUGUGACAGAGUUCUCCCCUUCGACGAGCACGUGGACUGUUUUGACUACCUCUGGAACGCCUCCCAGUCCAAGAGCAGACCAUUGCUCCGCUAUUAGCGAUGAUGGUAAAACACUAAUUGUCUUUGGCGGACGAACCUCAGUCGUCACGCCAACCUUCACAGGAUCAAUUUACCUCCUGGAUAUCACCACAGGCGUCUGGUCUACAGGACUUGCCCAAUCCACUCCUCGAAUCUACAUGGCCUGCACACUCGUUGGUGACCAAUUCGUGGCCUGGGGCGGAAGUGCCGACGCCAACAACACCCUGCCCUCGAUUCAACCCAUCGUCUUUGAUACCACCUUGAAGAAAUGGGUUGACGCUUAUAAACCUCCGCAGUACUACAUUGACAACCCACCAAAAAAGCCAACUCCAAGCUCAGGUGCAGGAAGUAACGGCGGUUCAGGAUCUGGAGGAGGAGGAACUGGUGGUGGCAGUGGUGGCGGCAGUAACAACAAUGGAGACGGACCAGGACCAGGAUCCGACUCAACACACAGUGGACUUGCGCCGAUCAUCGGUGGCGUUGUCGGCGGAUUGGUCGUGAUUGGAGCCAUUGUUGGGUUCUUGGUGUACCGACGCCGGCAAAACAGGAGAUUCGAUGAGGUCAAGGAACAGGUCUCGCUGCAGAGGAUGGUCAUCGAGGCCGAGCGAUCCAAUAAGGGUGUUGCUCAAAACAGCUCUAAUCAUCACAACGAUGGCGGUGACGGCAGCGCUGGCGCUUACACCACCGCAGUUGCUGGUGUCGGUAGCGGUUAUACCAGCAGCAACAACGGCCGCAAAGAUAACAUCAGCACGACCAUCACUUAUCCUACACCACCAGCCUACUCGCCCAAUAGCAACAACAAAACUACCUCCCACCACCAGCAGGACAAUAAGUCGGCGUUUUCUCCACAUCUGCCUCACAAACAAGGGAUUGCACAUGCACCCAACAAUCCAAUGGUGUACACGGCAGCGAUCGGUAGCCCAAGCAUGUCCUCCUCCUCAGCUGCCGGAUUAUCCCCCACCAACAGCAACAACUAUUACAACAACUACAACAUCAACCACAACAGCAGCACCAGCAACCUCCUCAACAACAACAACAACAACAACAGCCCUCGUGACCCCCAACUAACGAAAAAGUCUGGCGGUCCUCAAGCUGUACAAACCCUCAGCGGACCCCAAGAGUAUUACUCACCGACUGGUCGCGCACCACAAACGAUCACCGACGGAGUAACUGAUGCGAAUUUUUAUUAUCAUGAACAGGAGUCUGGUAGGAGACGACAGAAUCAUCCCCAGGAAGGAGGCGCUCAGUACUAG
Messenger RNA from Linnemannia hyalina, 1749 nucleotides. NCBI's taxonomy places the organism in Eukaryota, Fungi, Mortierellomycota, Mortierellomycetes, Mortierellales, Mortierellaceae. The record is from the annotation of a GenBank genome assembly.